GCCUCAGGACCCCACAGGGUGAGGCUGUUGAUGCGGCCACCUUUGGCUGGAACUGGAGAGUUUCUGAUCAGGAAGCUCGGUGCACAGCAGAUUGUGGAGAUGCAUGCCCACGUUGCUCUUCUGAGCAGCUGCUGGAGAAAAAUGUAGCCAGUCAAUGGAUCGCCAUGCACGAGUACAUUUGGUCACCACAAAAUCCAUUGUACCUGUGCCUGGAAGUUAACUACGCUAAAAUUUCUGCAGCAGUCAGCCUAUUUGACCUUUGCUCUACUGAUGACACUCAGAAGGUCCUCUGCCUGGUCUUGGAGGCCUAUGCUGCUGCCUGUCAAAAUGCCCAGAUCCAGAUUGGAGAGUGGAGAAAUAGCACCUUCUGCCCUGUUUCCUGCCCACUGAAUAGCCAUUAUAAGUCCUGUGGCUCAGCCUGCCCUGCCACCUGUGAGGACCCAUUCAGCGCAAGAUCCUGCAUCCUGGCUUGUCUGGAGACCUGCCAGUGUGAUCCAGGAUUCGUCCUGGAUGGUGACACCUGCGUCCCCUUGUCCCAGUGUGGCUGCACUCACAACGGCUACCGUUACCACAUCAACCAGAUCUUCUGGGCUGAUGAGGGAUGCACUGAAAAAUGUGUUUGUGACCCACACACCCACCAGACGCAGUGCCAUUUGGAUUAUUGUGGCCCCAAUGAAUACUGCGGUCUUCAAUAUGGAGUCAGAAGCUGUGUGCCGCACCACCAGCAGACAUACAUGUACACUGGUCAUCACAUAGUCCCCUUUGACCAACAUGACCAUGAUUUGCAUGGCACCUGUCACUACCAGUUACUGGGCAUAUGUGGACAGAAACAAGGCCUUGAUGCCAUUCAGGUUUACGUACAGACAGUUGGACACCUAGAGUCAGCACUUAAUGUCCUGCAAUGUGAGUGGUGUGCUUGUGGCAAAAACACUGAGAGCACAGAGGUUGAUGGUGUCAAGAGGAACAUGCUCUAUCUCUUCAGCCCUACUACACUGGCUUUCUCUUUGGGGCUGCACACUUACAUAUACACUGACAAUGGCUUUGAAUUUAGUCUCAGCAAAGAGGGCAUAGUUAGUAUUAGUCUCUCAAGUAAAUAUGCUAAUGCUACUUGUGGCCUGUGUGGUAACUUCAACUCUGAUCCUGCUAAUGAACUCACAGCAAAUGGCCCAGAGGAGCAUCUCAGUCCUGAGCAUUUUGGAAAAGCUUGGAGAAGUGGGCAGAAUCCUUGGUGUGUGGAGGGCUGUCUAGGAGGAAGUUGUCCAAAAUGUUCAUCUGAGCGUCUUGCCCGCUUCUCUGACCUGGAGGCUUGCGGGAAGAUUCUGGAAGUUAAUGGACCAUUCAGAAACUGUCAUGGCAAAGUGGACCCCUCCAGCUUUUACAAGCACUGCAUCAGUGACCUGUGUCUUCAUAGAGGUCUCCAGCCUGCACUGUGUCACUCCCAGGCAGAGUAUACUGCUGUCUGCCUUUCCUACAAGGCUACCGUUUAUGCCUGGAGGAGUCCUGGAUUCUGCUACCCGUCCUGUCCCUCCAGUACCAGUUACAGCAUGAGUUCUGCCUCGAUUCCCCUCUGCCUCGGAUGCAAGAAUAACACAGUAGAGAUGCCUCCAAACGUUGGGGAGAACUGCCUCUGUUAAGAGGGUUUAGUUCACAGUGGCAGCCUCUGUGUCCAUCCAGAAAGCUGUGGCUGCUUUCACCAUGGAGAAUACCUCUAGGCAGGACAGGAGGUGUACAUGCCAGCAAAGCUGUUUAUGUCAUGCUGGGGGACACAUAACUUGUCAUAAUGUCUCCUGUGGAGAGGAUGAGGAAUGUAAGCUAAUUAGGGGUGUUCAAGUUUGCCACUCCUAACCCAAAGUGGCACACUGCUCUGUUUAUGGAUCCCAAUACACCACGUUUGACGGACAGGCAUUUGAAUUUCAUGGUUCAUGUUACUACACCCUGGUGCAGACGUGCCUCGAUAACCUGGAAGUGGAGCCUGUUUUGAUAGCUGCACAGGGCAACCGUAGUAAGGGCAGGCAGAUCUACUUGCAAGUCAAUAACAUGUAUUUUAUGAUGUCAACAGCUUUUCCUGGAAAAAUACAGUAAAUUAUUUUACCCAGGUAAAUGGAGUUUGAGAACCUGCCAUUUUCCCAGAGCAACGUCACUGUACAUGAGAAAAAUGGACGGAUAACCAUAAAGACCCCACAGUCCGUUGAGCUUGUAUCAGACCUACAAAACCAUAUUCUGGUCAAGAUCCCUGACAUUUACCACGAGACAACCUGUGGCCUUUGUGGAAACUACAAUGAUAAUCCCUCUGAUGACCUGCAGCUGCCAAAUGGCACCAUGAUCUCUGAUCCUGAUAUUGUUGGGCCAUCAUGGAAGUUGUCUGAUACUGAAUCAUCUUGCAGUGACGCAUGUGACAGUACCUGUCAAGUCUGCCAGUCCCCAAUGCCCGAGUACACCUCAGACCUGUACUGUGGCCUUCUCACCCAUCCCGGAGGACCAUUCUCCUCUUAUCACCAUUUAGUGUGCCCACAGAAAUACUACUCCCUCUGCAUGGAAAACCUUUGUGGUGCAGAGGGCCAACGCUGGGCCCUGUGUGAUGCAUUGUGGGCCUAUGAUGCAGCAUGUAAGGAGGCAGGAGGGAUGGUUGUCCUCUGGACAAACACCACAGGCUGUGCUUAUCAAUGUCCUCAAUUGAGCCACUACCGCCAGUGUGCCAAUGCUUGCUCCUCACUGUGUCCUGAGAUUAGCCAGAUGGUACCGUGCCCCAAAGACUGUGAGGAAGGUUGCCAGUGUACUACUGGACACCUUUUAUGAUGGCCUUGCCUGUGUACCAGCAGAGCAGUGUGGCUGCGUACAGGACGGGAGGAGGUUUAAGGCUUCUGAAAGCAAACUGCUACAAAACUGUACUGUUAACUGCACCUGUGGGCCUCCUCUUGUCUGUGAGCAAUACUCAUGUCCUGCGCAGCACAGUUGUAUAGUUUCAGAUGGAAUCAUGGGUUGCCACAAGGAUGCAGAGCGAAACCCAGAGCUGUGUGAGGUGAAAAUGUGAUGAAACGGAGAGAUGUUACCUAAGCAAUGUCUUGUGAGAGCCGUCGGGGUCUGUGCUGGGCCUGGGGAGGCCAGCACUACCACACUUUCGAUGGGCUCAACUAUGACUUUGAGGGUACCUGUACCUAUCUGCUCGCAGCCAGCAAAGGGGCAUCAUGUGGUCUGACACCCUUUAGUGUAUCCAAGAAGACUGACCGUAAUGAUGAUGGAGCUGCAUCCUCCACACAGGUGGUCACUGUACAUGCUUAUGGGUUCAUCAUCAAGUUUGGUAGUGAAAAGUGUAUUAUACAUGUUAAUGGUAAAGUGACAUACAUUCCUGCUAAUCUGUUGCGGGGUAAGCUCCAGGUCUCUUACAAGGAAGGCAAAGCUAUUGACAACGGACUUUGGUAUGCAAGUAGUCUUUAAUGGGACCUCCACUGUUCUUGUUACAUUGGAUCCACACUACAAGGGCAAAGUGUAUGGGCUGUGUAAUGGCGAUCCUCAAGAUGAGUAUCCUGUAACUACACCUGGUUCCCCUCCCAUUAAGACAAGUAUGGAGCUCGCUCAGGCUUACCGGCUCUUUGAUGAGGACCAUAACUGUUGUACUGGCUGUAAGCAGGUACUGGAUGAAGUGACCUUGCAUGCCAAUCCUAUUUCUGAGGUUGUCUCUAGUGACAGGGGAAAGUGUGCAGUGCUCAUGGAUCAGAGGGGUCCGUUUGCCCACUGUCACAGUCGAGUCAACCCGGAUUCCUUCUAUGAAAGUUGUGUAGUCGACCACAUGGAUAACGGGGUUGAAAGUGACUCUUGACCAGGCCAUAUAUUCAUAUUCCUUAGUUUGUGAAGAAGACAGUGAUGGCUACCACAGUGGAGUGAUAGUUGAUGUGCACUGUCCACCAAAUGGCCACUACAAGACCUGCGGCUCUGCCUGCCCUCCAUCCUGUGAAUUUAAUGCCAGUUUCUGUAAUGAGAUGUGUGUGCAGGGCUGCUUCUGUAACCCUGGUUUCAUUAGUAGUCAAAUUGGCUGUGUGCACCCACAUCAGUGUGGCUGCACAGACUCCAGAGGCAAAUACGACAGCCUUCACUCAACUUUCUGGACACCGGACAACUAUGGUCAGCUCUGUAUCGGCACUGGAGAGAUCCAGUGCCGCCCAGAGGAAUGGUCUGCAGGCAGCUACAGCACAAGCGGGUGUGUCAACCUGAAACCCCCCAGAACUGUACCAUUGUCACUUGGCUGCAUUUCCAGACCUUUGAUGGACACAACUUUGACUUUAGAGACAGUUGUGCAUAUUCUUUGGUUCAAACCAAGGCCAACCUAGGUGGAAUAACACCAUUUAAUAUCACUAUCUCUGAUGCAAGUUGCCACAAAAGGCUUUUUCAUAGCCUUGAUUUAACACUCUCAAUCUAUGGUCUGGAGGUGGUAGUGAGAAAAGAUGACCCAGGAAAGGUUUUGGUUGAUGGACUGUAUAAGCCCUUACCUUACUCUCAAAGGCCAUGUAAAUGCCUACCGCACACCUUUUGUCUAUAAUCAUUCACACUGAUGUGGGAUUACAGCUGAUCGUCCACAACACUGGUACACUAAUUGUUAUCCUCCCCAGCAGUUAUGGCUCUUCUGUCUCUGGUCUUUGCGGGAAUGCCAACACUGACCCCUAUGAUGACCAAAUGAUGUCCAACGAAGAGCUUGUCCAAAAUGACCUAGAGUUUGCCUACAGCUGGAGGUCUCUGGGAGCAGAGGCUUGUAGGUCCAACUGCUCCUCCAGACAGAAGCAUUGUCCUGUUGUUCAGAAGCUUUUUGAAGGCACCAAUUUUUGUGAAGUGUUGUUGAAUGAGCUAGGGCCAUUUGCAGGCUGUGCCUCGGUGUUGAGUCCCAAGCUUUACUUCCACAGCUGUGUAACCAAUUCCUGCUCUUAUGACGGACACUACUCGGCACUCUGCAAUUCUAUUGCAUCCUAUGCUGCAGCCUGCCAAGCAGCUCAGCUUCCUGUCAGGCAGUGGAGACUUGACACUUUUUGUGCCUGAUGUCCCUCUGUGACGAAGCAAGUGUGCACUGGUUCAGCCUGAUCUCUUACCAUGGACCUUGUGAUGGCAGCUCUUACAAGCUUGUCACAGUGUUUCAUGGAUCAUCAUUUACCGUACAGGAAGGCCCAGUGAAGGUGAAUGGACAGUCUGUGUCUCUCCCUCACAUCUUGCCAUCAGGGGUGUCCCUGUCAUCUGGUGUGAACCAGGACAAAUCGGAGGUCAUUGUGAUCCUGAGGAGAGACAUUGGGAUGGACUCAGAGCUGGAGAUAGAGAUUGGUGUUACCAUGGUGUCGGUCAAGGUCCCUCUCUGGUACUUAAGCAAAUUGUGUGGUCUCUGUGGAAACCUUAAUGACCUUCACUCACACAAUUCACUCAGGUCAUGGGUUCUCCCUGACUUUCCUGGCUGUGGCUUCACUGGAUGAUGGCUGACUGUUUUAAUGUCCUAAGUAAUGUGAAUUGGUGGAUGUUUCAAUACAAAAACAAUUAAAACAA
Messenger RNA from Perca flavescens (yellow perch), 5517 nucleotides. Its product is annotated as IgGFc-binding protein. Lineage: Eukaryota; Metazoa; Chordata; Actinopteri; Perciformes; Percidae. The coding region runs from base 165 to 1634 and encodes 489 amino acids. Gene Ontology annotation, cellular component: extracellular matrix. The record is from RefSeq and is a predicted model, not a curated record. The transcript has 14 exons.